AUGGCAGCUCCCUUGUAUUAUUCGCAGACGGAUCGCGAAUAUCAGUUCGUCCAAGAUGGCGGUGAUGGUUUGACCCUCUCAAUUGGAAGACCAGAUGGGGAAAUUCGCUUGGGAAGAAAUGAAAAGACCUCAUUCGCGAAUGCUGGCGACAGCCAGCGAAUUGGCGGUAUAUUGGGUAUCAUAAGACUAAGAUUGACAAAGUACAUUGUCGUGAUCAAGGAAUGGGCCGAAAUAGGCCAAAUCCUCGGACACCCUAUUUAUCGGGCUCUUAAAUAUGACUUUCUUCCACUUCGUGAGUGGCGUGUCAAGGACGACAGUGAAAAACAGUAUCUUAGUUUACUGAGAGAUCAUUUGGACAAUGCAUCGUUGUUUUUCUCUUAUGGCUUCGACUUGACUAAUUCAUUUCAAAGGAAGGAUGACAAGGCUUUGCCAAUUAAUUCGGUCUCAUUGCAAUCGUUAGACGAUCGGUUUUUCUGGAACAAGUACCUUAGUGAAGAUCUAUUGGAUGAAGCUAAGAGCAAUAACCAGGUCAGUCAGUUCAUUCAGCCUGUAAUUUAUGGUGUUAUAAGUAUCCAUGAUACGUCCAUUGUUGGUCAAGCGGCAACAUUCGGCGUAAUCUCUAGAAGAAGUAGAUUUAGAGCUGGUACUAGAUAUUUCCGCCGAGGCAUUGAUGACGAAGGAAACGUGGCCAACUACAAUGAAACCGAACAGAUUCUUAUCAUUAAAGAUAGAUUGUACUCGUUUGUUCAAACCCGUGGAAGUGUACCUGCCUAUUGGGCCGAGAUUAAUAAUGUUCAAUACAAGCCACAAUUAAGGAUUGGUGGCAUUGCUGUUAACUCAGCCAAGCGCCAUUUUGAUGAGCAAAUCGCUUUAUAUGGCCCGAAUUAUCUAGUCAACUUAGUGAAUCAGAAGGGUUACGAGAAACCAGUCAAAGAUGUGUAUGAGAACGUUGUGCGGAAUCUCAACGAUGAAAAGAACGUGAAAUACGUAUACUUUGAUUUCCACCAUGAAUGUAGUAAGAUGAGAUGGUAUCGAGUUAAUCUUCUUAUCGAACAGCUUGAAACCUUAGGAUUGGAUUCCCAGAAGUGGUUUUCCGCUAAGCUCGGCGGUGGUUCUCAAACGGUAAUUGACAGGCAGACAUCUGUUGUUCGCACCAACUGUAUGGAUUGUUUGGAUCGUACAAAUGUGGUUCAAAGCCAACUUGCCAAGUGGAUUCUUCAGAGACAAUUACAGGAUGCUGGAAUCCUUGAACCUGGGGUGUCAUGGGAAACCGACAAGGCAUUCUUGUUUGUUUUCCGGAAUACCUGGGCUGAUAAUGCAGAUGGUGUCUCUUGCGCCUAUUCAGGCACAGGAGCUUUAAAGACGGACUUUACUCGUCUAGGUAGACGUACCAAGAGAGGAGCGCUUAGUGAUUUGCGCAAUUCACUUGUUCGAUACUAUAAGAACAAUUUUACUGAUGGACCCCGCCAAGAUGGGUUUGACCUAUUUUUAGGUAACCACUUGCCACAUGAGACUUUGGUCCCACCUUUUUUCGACUCUCGUCCAUUGAGUAUUCAGGCAGUGCCUUAUACUAUACUUGGCUCAUUUAUCCUGCUAGUUGCAAGUGUCUUAUUUCCCAAAGAGGACAGCUCAGUUUAUGUCAAUCGAGCUCUUCUUUUGGUAUGGCUCUCUAUUUUUUUGUAUUCACUUCGAGUCUUUAUUAAACAAGGCAUGCAGUUUGUAAACUGGCCAAAGCUCUGUGGCUUGACCUUUGUGAGCAAAGAAGAAGUUGUCAAGAAAGGUAUUAGCAGUGGAUGGAGAGUGGUAAUCAGAGAUGUUCCAAAUGCUAGAGGUCUCGAGGAGGGUAAAUUUGAGUAA
Messenger RNA from Sugiyamaella lignohabitans, 1857 nucleotides. It is a transcript of the gene SAC1, whose product is annotated as phosphatidylinositol-3-phosphatase SAC1. The transcript has a single exon. The record is from RefSeq and is a predicted model, not a curated record. Gene Ontology annotation, cellular component: endoplasmic reticulum. NCBI's taxonomy places the organism in Eukaryota, Fungi, Ascomycota, Dipodascomycetes, Dipodascales, Trichomonascaceae. Gene Ontology annotation, molecular function: phosphatidylinositol-4-phosphate phosphatase activity. Gene Ontology annotation, biological process: phosphatidylinositol dephosphorylation. Bases 1 to 1857 code for a protein of 618 amino acids.